Messenger RNA from Panicum hallii, 1602 nucleotides. Its product is annotated as putative inorganic phosphate transporter 1-13. The transcript is spliced from 2 exons. Gene Ontology annotation, cellular component: membrane. NCBI's taxonomy places the organism in Eukaryota, Viridiplantae, Streptophyta, Magnoliopsida, Poales, Poaceae. Gene Ontology annotation, biological process: transmembrane transport. Gene Ontology annotation, molecular function: transmembrane transporter activity. Bases 28 to 1545 code for a protein of 505 amino acids. The record is from RefSeq and is a predicted model, not a curated record.
UAUCCAGUGCUCUUCGAUCGGGACCAAAUGGCUCGCGGCCAGCUGAGAGUGCUGCACGCUCUGGAUGUGGCCCGGACACAGCUCUACCACUUCAUGGCGAUCGUCAUCGCCGGCAUGGGCUUCUUCACGGACGCCUACGACUUCUUCGCCAUCUCCCUCGUCACCGACCUCAUCGGCUACCAGUACUACCAGGGACAUACUCCUCGCGGCGUUUCCGCCGCCAUCAACGGUAUCGCCCUGUGCGGCGCCGUCCCGGGGCAGCUCGUCUUCGGCUGGCUCGGCGACAAGAUGGGCCGCAAGCGCAUCUACGGCGUCACGCUCGUCCUCAUGGUGGUCACCUCCCUCGCAUCCGGCCUCUCCUUCAGCAAGCGCGUGGGGAAGAACGUGGUCACCGUGCUCUGCUUCUUCCGUUUCUGGCUCGGCGUCAGCAUCGGCGGCGACUACCCGCUCUCGGCGACCAUCAUGUCGGAGUACGCCAACCAGAGGAGACGCGGCGCCUUCAUCGCCGCUGUUUUCGCCAUGCAGGGUUUUGGAAAUCUUGCAGCCGGAAUCGUUGGAAUGGUGGUGUCAGCCGCCUUCCUGAACAGUGAUACAUCCAACGCCGACUUCGUCUGGCGAAUAGUCCUCAUGUUCGGCGCCGUUCCGGCUGCCCUCACCUACUGCUGGCGCAUGAAGAUGCCCGAGACGGCACGAUACACCGCCCUCGUGGGCAAGGACGCCAAGAAGGCAGCCUCCGACAUGUCGUCCGUCCUCAAUAUGGACAUCCCGGAGGACGAAGCUGUCAAACAGCUCGCGCGACAGGACCAAUACGGUCUAUUUUCGGCGGAGUUCGUCCGCCGCCAUGGCAUCCACCUCCUGGGCACCAGCGUGUGCUGGCUCGCUCUCGACGUCACCUUCUACUCGCUGAACCUGUUCAUGAAGGAUAUCUUCAGCAACGUAGGGCUGAUCGGAACUCGGGAUGGAGACAACCCGUUCAAGCGGAUGAUCAAUGUAACCGCGCUGCACACGGUGAUCGCGCUCUGCGGGACAUUGCCAGGUUACUUCUUCACUGUCGCGUUUGUGGACCGCUUCGGCCGUGUCAGGAUUCAACUGCUCGGAUUCACCAUGAUGUCCGUCUUCAUAGUCUGCCUUGCUGUUCCUUAUGAUCAGUACUGGACUAAACAUAAGUAUGGCUUUGCUGUCAUGUAUGGCAUGACCACCUUCUUCGCCAACUUCGGUCCCAACACCACCACUUUCAUCAUUCCGGCAGAAAUCUUCCCUGCCGGGCUACGCUCGACGUGCCACGGCAUAUCCGGGGCGUUUGGGAAGAUCGGCGCCAUCAUCGGUGUGUUACUGUUUGGCUUCCUGCACGCGGAGAAACACGUCAGAAGCAUGCUGUUCGUGCUUGUUGGGUGCAACCUUGUCGGACUUGUCUUCACCCUCCUCUUGCCGGAGUCCAAGGGGAUGGUGCUAGAGCAGAUCACCGGAGAGAUGGAAGAACAGCAGCCGCAACAGGACGCUGCAGCAGUUGCUGCGGCCGAGUGCAUACAAGCGGUGCCUGUUUAGUCUUAGUUAUAAUGUAAGUAGGUUUAUGUAUGGUGCGCUACCUCCUUUUUUAUGGCA